Eleginops maclovinus (Patagonian blennie) is the source of this 1583-nucleotide messenger RNA. RefSeq names its product LIM and SH3 domain protein 1-like. Gene Ontology annotation, cellular component: focal adhesion. The coding region runs from base 185 to 985 and encodes 266 amino acids. Gene Ontology annotation, molecular function: actin filament binding. The record is from RefSeq and is a predicted model, not a curated record. The transcript is spliced from 8 exons. Lineage: Eukaryota; Metazoa; Chordata; Actinopteri; Perciformes; Eleginopidae.
CGUUUGACUCCUCCUCGCCUUGAGGUCGCAACAGUUUAAUAAUUGAAAUGCCUGAACGCGGAAAAGAGGACGGUUCGUGUCCUGGUUGCUCAUCAUAGCCUGUACUUCUUAACAUUUAUUUUAAUACUUGCUUUUUUAAUCAGUAUUGUUGUUAGUUUUUGGUUUUAAGAAUCCCUGCGCCAUCAUGAAUCCGCCCUGUGGAAGAUGCAAUAAACCAGUUUACCCAACAGAAAAAAUAAAUUGUCUUGAUAAGUAUUGGCACAAAGGUUGUUUCAGCUGCGAGGUCUGCAAGAUGGCCCUGAGCAUGACGACCUACAAAGGCUUUGAGAAGAAACCUUACUGCAGUAUGCAUUACCCCAAAACCUCCUUCACCAUUGUGGCCGACACCCCCGAGAAUCUGCGACUCAAGCAACAGAGCAUGCUCAACAGCCAGGCACUCUAUAAGGAGGACUUUGAAAAAAACAAGGGAAAAGGUUUCAGCGUGGUGGCUGACACUCCGGAAAUGCAGAGAGUGAAGAAGACUCAAGACCAGAUCAGUCACGCUCUUUACAAAGAGGACUUUGAAAAGAACAAGGGGAAAGGUUUCAGCGUGGUGGUCGACACUCCGGAGAUGCAGAGACUGAAGAAGACUCAAGACCAGAUCAGUAACAUAAAGUACCAUGAAGACUUUGAGAAGAGCAGGGUUCGAAGUGACGCACCUCCUCCUGAGAAUAGACAAGACUAUGAGGAACAACCCUGCAACCCUGAGAGAUUCACUCAGCCACCGGUCGGACAAACGUGUCCUGCUCCUGUAGCACCACCUAGUGGAGGGAAACGUUACCAGGCCGUGUACAGCUACACGGCAGCAGAGGCAGAUGAGGUUUCUCUGCAGGAAGGUGACCUGAUCUUAAACGUGGAGCAGAUAGACGAAGGGUGGAUGUUCGGAUGCAACCAGCGCACAGGGCAGCGGGGCAUGCUUCCUGCUAACUACGUUCGACCUAUGUGAAACUAACAGGCACCCUUCCGGCAUGAGCUGCCCGUUGUAUCUGCUGUGACCAUCAAAUAUCAGGCCAAAAUUUAAAAUCAAUUCUUUGAAAUUAAACAAGAAUCAACCCCAACCUGUUCUGCUUUGCAUUGUCAGAUUUUCAAUUGGAAAUAAAGUGAGAGUAGUGUCCGAUGGCGUCUCAGAAAAUGUGUUUAGGUAGAAUGAUAUUUCUCUUUAUGGAAAAACAGUGAUUGUAAAGUUUGAAGUAUCUGUAACUGAAACUCACAGAAGAGGAGAGGGGGAAUAUUCACAAAUUCUAAGAAAAAGAGUUAAAUAUAAUAUAGUAAACAAGAACUUCAAAAAGUAUAUUUUUCCCCUCAGGAAACACUUCCCUGUUUAUGUACACGUCCUUCAGCUUUAACGUGCAGAUUCAUUCAAUGUGUCAAGUCAUUAUGAAAUGUUCCGCAUUUAAACAACUGAUUCCGUUAUUUUCUAAAACUAAUUUUAACACUUUUCCGAUAUUUUGAGAAAGAAAAUAAUCAUCAUUUCGGCUGAUUUGAUUAAAAGUGGAAAAUUUAAUUUGUAUGUGAAAUCCCUUUUUUAAAAGACUAAAGAACAA